AGAGGAGGAGAGAAACAGGAAAGGCCGGGGGGCGGGGGAACGAGCCAGCAGCAGCAGCAGCACAACUGACACCCUGCAUCUGGAAGCAGCAGCCUGCGGCAGCUGGGAGGAACCUCCCCAUGCGCCCCCCCCUCCUGCUACAGCAGCGGCCGGGGAGAAGCCAGGGAAGUUCACGGGCAGAUCGGAUCGGUGCGGGAGGGGAGGGGGAAGCUGGAACACGGCCCCCCCCCACACACACACACUUUUGCGCCUUGGCAGUGAGAGUGACACGGAGCCCCGGGAGCUGCCGGAGAAGAGGCGGCAGGAGGCGCCGCGAUGAAGCCCUGCGAAGAGGAGGGGCUGGGGGCCGCGGCCGGAGGGGACCCCUGGAAGGAGUGCAUGGAGGUGGCGGUGCAGCUGGCGCUCCGGGCUGGGCAGAUUAUUAGGAAAGCUCUUACAGAGGACAAGCGAGUGUCUACAAAAACAUCUGCAGCAGACCUUGUGACAGAAACUGAUAAAUUUGUAGAAAAUGUGAUUAUUUCUUCUCUGAAAGAGAAGUUUCCCUCCCACAGGUUUAUUGGAGAAGAGUCCACUGCUGCUGGUUCAAAAUGUGUCCUCACUGACAACCCUACCUGGAUUAUUGAUCCCAUUGAUGGAACCUGCAAUUUUGUGCACAGGUUUCCAACAGUCGCAGUUAGCAUCGGAUUUGCUGUUAACCAAGAGCUUGAAUUUGGUGUAAUUUACCAUUGCACUGAAGAACGAUUAUACACUGGCAGAAGAGGUCAAGGGGCAUUUUGUAAUGAAAAAAGGCUUCAGGUAUCAAAAGAGACAGAUAAGUCGAAGGCCUUAAUAUUAACAGAGAUUGGUCCAAAACGCGACCCUGAGACUUUGAAAUUGUUCCUCAGUAACAUGGAGAGCUUACUGAAAGCACAAGUGCAUGGGAUUCGUGUAAUCGGAAGUUCUACCUUGGCUCUGUGCCAUCUGGCAUCUGGUGCUGCAGAUGCAUAUUACCAGUUUGGUUUACACUGCUGGGACUUGGCAGCAGCGACUGUCAUUAUUAGAGAGGCAGGUGGUAUUGUGAUGGAUACUUCAGGUGGACCUCUAGAUCUCAUGUCAUGCCGAGUGAUUGCUGCAGGCACUAAAGAGAUGGCCAUGUUCUUAGCUCAGGAAAUACAGACUAUUCACUACAGACGGGAUGAUGAGAAUUGACAUUCCAUUCUUUUACAAGUAACAUGGAGUCUGUCCUUCUAAUCUUAAUUUCAUUCAAGAUGGGUGUAUUAGAGGGUACAUGAUUUUAACAGCAUGCUUUCUGUUCAGGUCUUCUGUGUCAAAUGUUUUAAACAAUUUUAUUACAAUGUGGGAAAAGGGUGGGGGGAGGGAUAUUUUUUUAAUCCUCUAAAGUUUGUGGCUUCUUUUUAAUAUGCAUCUAGUUCAGCAGUACCUUUUUUAUAUGAUCACGUGUAGCACUUGCUCUCAGAUUCAAAGUUUCACAUCUGUUCAGGAUGAAACUGAGUCUUUUGUAACAUAUGCAACUGAAAAGAAAAUUUUAUUUUUACAAAACUCAGAUCUCAGGUAAAUGAGCGUUAGGAUUGUAGUAGGUGAUAAGUAGUUAAAAUGUGUGCCUACAGUACCCAUAUUCAACAGUACUUGAGAAUGCAAUAAAAAGUGUUAUUACUCCAUUACUGUUUUCUAGCUAUGUAUCAUGACCAUAUAUAUGUAUAUUUUGAUGUUUACAGUUAUUUACAGAGUGUACAGAAAAAGGUGGUUUUAGGUAUUUGUUCCAGGGAAGAGAAUAUAUUACCAUUAUGAAUGCAGUAGGAGUUACCUACAUGGUUAAUAAUAGAGUGCUAAAAACCGAAAAUAUUUUUUUUUUCAAAUUGUCUCUUCAACUCUAGCUAUAGAGAAUGUUAACCAAUUGGUGCCAAAUCUUACAGUCUUUAUUGAGACUUCAAACAUUUACUAGUAGCUGUGACUAGGGGGCAGAGUGCUUAUUACUACGAUGAGUACUGACGUCUAUGUGGGAACCAUUCAUGAUGGUAAAUACUACACAUGGUAGUUAAGUUCUGAAGAAUAGGGCCCUACAUCAUGGAACUAUUGACUUCAGUGGAAGUUUUGCCCUAAAAGAAACUGCAAGAUUUGAUCUUUAGGGGUAAAUUGUAAAAAGUGGCACCUUAGUUAUGUUUGCAAGAGGAUAAUUGUAAACACAAAGUAUUAAUUUUGCACAUAUAAUUGUUUCCACCUUCAAAAUAUAUGGAAAUCCUGUAAAGUAAAUGAGUAAAUCAUAAAGCCCAGAAAUUCUGUGCAACUCUAGUUUUGUGUUUGGCACUUUUUAAAUUUUGUCAAGUUGAUACUUUUUUUUAAAAGAAACCAUAUCAACUGACUCUACUGAACUUCUUAAAUGUUAGUGUCCAGAAAAGAAUUUGAGAUUAAAGAUGAGGACUUAUCUCUAGCUUUUCUAUUAUGUUGAGAAUCAAAUCUACAAUUUUUUUUAGUACAAAGAAACAAAAAAUCCCACAAAAUAUAUUUAGCUCUAAAUCUCAAAAUCUGUUCCUAAAUUGCACAUACAGAAGACUGUGUAAAUGUGCAUAUAAACUGCAAUGAGAAACUGGAAAUUGAGUAUUAGUGGUCGCCGUAUUAGUCUGAAUCUGCAAGAAUGACGAGAAGUCCUGUGGCACAGUCUGUA
Molecule: messenger RNA, 2662 nt
Organism: Pelodiscus sinensis (Chinese soft-shelled turtle)
Lineage: Eukaryota; Metazoa; Chordata; Testudines; Trionychidae
Gene: IMPA2
Product: inositol monophosphatase 2
Biological process (GO): phosphatidylinositol phosphate biosynthetic process; signal transduction; inositol metabolic process
Molecular function (GO): inositol monophosphate 1-phosphatase activity
Source: RefSeq, a predicted model, not a curated record